AUGUCCUUACGGAAAGACUUCUCCUCUCUCCGGAAGCAGCGAUAUAGUGGGACCCUGCCCAGAAACCUGUUGAUUGGGCCCGUGCAUAAGAUUGUCAUACCUACAGACGAUGUAAACGCUGGGGCGCUUUAUGUCAUGCACCCUUCUAAUCCGUCAGAGAUGGUGCGGUCUCAGGAUGUUAGAACCUGCUUUUUCCUUCCCAUAGCCAUUCUAGAUAGCGGGCUAGGCGAAGUUUCGAAAAUAUCCUUGGGUGUUUCCAAAGUCGACUACAACCUCAACCUCAUCGAGGCCUCGACUGAGGGGAAAAUUCGUCUACGAGUCUCUACUACUGAAGAAUACAUCUAUUUUGUCAAGGGGAAAGCAUUCUUAGACAAGAUGGCCAUUCCUAAAGAUGCGAUUCGAAAAAUUGCAUGCAACGAAGACUGCCUGAAGCUUUUGAUCGUGCUUGAAAAACGAUUCGGGUUUUUCUUUGUGGAAUUCACCAAGCCUUAUGCGAAAUUCAUUGAGUUUUUGGCUUCAUGGCUCGAUGAUAAGCUUAAAGUUCUUCCAGAAGAAGACGUGAUAAGCCUUCAUGAUUUGUGCAUCAAGCGACGCCAAGAUCUUCAGAAGGAUCCACAACUAUAUGAGGUUGUAACAAGUGACCCUACUAGCGAAAACGUUAAGGAGGAUUCGGACAAUAUCCUUCGAAACGGGCUACCAGCAGAGCUAAAUGACCCUAAUAUUGCUACGCAGAAGGUCUAUAUGGGACGAAAGACGAGGGCAGUGACAAAAUUGCUCCAAGAGGACCCCGAGAUGCUGUUUCAAGCAGAUAAUACUGGUGAAUUCGAUGAAGAUGACAAUCUGGCAGACGAGGAUGAGCCAGUAAUUCAAGAAACUCCAGCCCCUUUUGACCCCCCGUUAAAGCAUACAUUGGCCAAUGGCAAAAAAUUUAUAGUUGCAUUCAAUGACUUCAAAACGUUAUAUAAUAACGAUUGGAUCAAUGACACACUCAUUGAUUUCUUUAUUGCAUAUGAGAUCGACAAAGCGGUCAAUGAGUUCAAACUGGUUGAUGAAUCUAAUGUCUAUGCAUUCAAUUCCUUUUUCUUCACCAAACUAAUGUCGAAAGCAGAAGACCAGGAGGUACCUGACUAUUACGAGAACAUAAAAAGAUGGCUCAGUAAGGUUGAUCUUAUGAGCUAUGAAGCGAUAAUCAUGCCUAUUAACGAGCAUUUGCAUUGGUAUUGUUGUAUCAUAAAAAAUCUACCGAAGUUACUACGUUAUGCGAAACGGGCACAGAAACGGAAAGCAAGAGGCUUGGAAAAUGAGAAGGACUCACCACAUAACCUGGAAAUUGUGGCAGAAAUAUUCGUGUUUGAUUCUUUGCGCCAAACACACCCGAAUAUCGUCUCACCCUUGAAGACGCUAAUUGCUGAGUAUUGCAGGGAUAAACACGGUGUGGAGAUUGAUACUGACUCCAUUCGCAUGGUUACUGCGAGAGUGCCAAGACAGAGGAAUUUCAAUGACUGUGGUAUUCAUGUGAUCUAUAAUGUCAGGAAGUGGUUGAGGGAACCAUCUGUAUGUGAAAGGAUGUGGAAGAAGUUUGCAAAGAACCAGAAGAACUACUUCAGUGGAUCAGAGAGGAGUGGAUUACGCAAGACAUUCAUUGAUAUACUUCUUGAUCUCCACCUGAAACAACCAUCUCUGAGUGAAGAUGCUUCUGCCGCUCUGCCAGAUGAACACGAAUCGGACGAUGAAAUUGAAUUGAUAUCGUAUCAUUCAUCGAAACCGGAAGAAGCACCACCUAAAGAUGCCAAUGAAACCAAUUCUCAGGAGGCAGAAAGUAACGACAAACCCCAAGACUCACCUUCUUCUACCCCAAAUGGAGCUAAUAAAGAAACCUUAAUGAGGAAGUCAAGUUCCGAACAACUUGGCAUAGAGUCGUCGGCGAAGAAAAAAGUUAAAUGUAUAGAGGCGGUGGAGAAAUCACCAGUGGCUAACACCAUUCGAACUUUAGAUCCUCGAGUGGUUGGUACUGAGAUUCCACAAACUGAUUCGUUCGAAAGUAAUGAAGGUGGAAUAGUUUAUCAAAUUGAACAUCCUCAAAUCCGCAGGCUUUGCAUGAAAAUGCGUCUCAAGCCACACACAAUCAAGUUUCUCAAUGAGUUCUUUGAAGAUCAUUCUAAAGCAUACAACGAGGACAAGCAGAAGACUAUACUGGAAUUUGUUUCCAACUAUAAUUACUUCAAUCCCCAAAUUGAAGUAAAACAAUGCGAGCUUCUUAUUAAGAGAUUCAAAGAGACACUACAAGGGCCAAUGGCACCUGUUGAUGAACCAUUUGUCAUUGAAGAAGUUGAAGAGAGUGGCGAAGAGCUCAAUCGGAGCGUGAGUGAUCUUAGAAUCUCUAGUGAUGAACCGAAGCGGCGGAAAGGAAACACAGAGAGAAGUACUCCAGAAGCCACCAAGAGGUUUAUGCGAGAAACUGAUGUCAAACAAUGCUCCCCACGUUUGAAAGAAAGAAGUCCCAAAACUGAUGCUAGCCCAAGUUUGUCUGAUGCAGCGGUUGAUAUAUUGGAAGACGAAGUACAAAUCGUGCUGGAGAAAGCAUAUACUUCUCCAGGAAGACAAAUGCGGCUGCGUCUUUCUCGGAGGCCCAAAAAUUUGAUUCAACUGAAUUUGGAAAAACUACAGGGCAAACUGCAGACAUUUAUGAGCAUCAAAGGGACAGCUAGUCCACCCAGGAAAAACACAGUUGUGACUGUCCCGGACGAUGAAAGUAAACUACAAGAUAAAGAUGGGAAUGGGAGAACAAAUUCAACAAGGGACAAAGUCAAUACGCGGUCCGAAUUGCUAGGGCCGAAAAGGAGACGGGUUCAGUCAUCAAAUGAGCCUUUGUAA
Molecule: messenger RNA, 2874 nt
Organism: Clavispora lusitaniae ATCC 42720
Lineage: Eukaryota; Fungi; Ascomycota; Pichiomycetes; Serinales; Metschnikowiaceae
Gene: ULP3
Product: SUMO protease
Biological process (GO): proteolysis; protein desumoylation
Cellular component (GO): nucleus; cytoplasm
Molecular function (GO): SUMO-specific endopeptidase activity
Source: RefSeq, a predicted model, not a curated record